UAACAGACCUCCUCUUUUCUCAUUUCCCCUUCCAAAGAACAGGGCUGGUUACGCAGGGAACACAAAACGUAAAUAUACUGCAAUUAUGGCGGCUACUAUCAAAGCUAUCACAGUGUUUUGUGGUUCCAGUUUUGGAGACGAUCCUCGAUAUGAAGAAAAUGCCAGACUUCUUGGUAAAUGCUUAGUAGACCAGAAAAUAGAUCUUAUUUAUGGUGGAGGUGAUACUGGUCUUAUGGGUGCCCUCGCUAGCACUGUGCAUGGAAAUGGUGGCAACGUUACUGGAUUYUUACCAGAGUUUAUCACACAAAGAUUCCCAGUAAGGGUUAGGGACUACAAUGGUAAAACAAUUAUGGUGACAGAUAUGCACACAAGAAAAAGGAACAUGCUGGAACAGUGCGAUGCUUUUAUUGCUUUGCCUGGUGGAUUUGGGACAUCAGAGGAAUUACUGGAAAUGAUUACCUGGAGACAACUAGGUCUACAUGACAAACCAGUGGGGAUACUAAAUAUAGCAGGGUAUUACGACAAGUUUCUUGAAUGGGUGCUCCAUGGUGUAAAGAGUGGAUUUAUAGCCAACGAYAGUGGACGUUAUUAUCCUCGGGAGAUGUGUGUUGCUGAUAACCCUCAAGAACUUAUUGAAAAAUUAAAGGAAUCUAUAGCAGAACAGAAGACAMAAUCCUGAAAAUUUAUACUAAAUAUUAUAAAUAACAAUAUGCAUUGACCUCUGUUGCAGAUGCUUAUAUGUAGUUGAUGUCUGCAAGAGGUUUGAUAUGCAAGCUCACUGUUUAACUUUGAUUGCAUUAUUUGAUUAAAACAAUAAUAUUACUUAUUGGU
Molecule: messenger RNA, 831 nt
Organism: Exaiptasia diaphana
Lineage: Eukaryota; Metazoa; Cnidaria; Anthozoa; Actiniaria; Aiptasiidae
Product: probable cytokinin riboside 5'-monophosphate phosphoribohydrolase LOGL2
Exons: 6
Coding region: 86-679 (197 amino acids)
Biological process (GO): cytokinin biosynthetic process
Cellular component (GO): cytosol
Molecular function (GO): hydrolase activity, hydrolyzing N-glycosyl compounds
Source: RefSeq, a predicted model, not a curated record